AUGACUGUAAUGUGGCUCAACGCCUCCUCCUCUUUCUCCCCCUCCUCCCCAUUCCUGCUCACUGGCUUCCCAGGUCUGGAGAAAGCCCAUCAUCUGCUCUCCCUCCCAUUGCUGACGGCCUAUAUCUCCAUACUCCUUGGCAAUGGCACCCUUCUUUUCCUCAUUAAGGAUGACCGUAAACUCCAUGAGCCCAUGUACUAUUUCUUAGGUAUGCUGGCAGCUACGGAUCUUGGAGUGACACUGGCCACCAUGCCCACAGUGCUGGGUGUGCUGUGGUUAAAUCACAGGGAGAUUGGCCAUGGUGCCUGCUUCUCUCAGGCCUACUUUAUCCACACUCUCUCUAUUGUGGAGUCAGGGGUCCUCCUUGCCAUGGCCUAUGACCGUUUCAUUGCCAUUCGCAACCCAUUAAGAUAUACCACCAUCCUCACUGACACUAGGGUAAUGCAGAUCGGCAUAAGUGUAUUGACAAGGGCUGGUCUAUCAAUCAUGCCAAUAAUCAUUCGCCUGCAUUGGUUUCCCUAUUGUCGAUCCCACGUGCUCUCCCAUGCUUUCUGUCUCCACCAAGACGUCAUUAAGCUAGCCUGUGCUGACAUUACAUUCAAUCGUCUCUAUCCAAUUGUGGUUGUAUUUGCAAUGGUCCUGCUAGAUUUUCUGAUUAUCUUCUUCUCCUAUGUUCUGAUUCUCAAGACUGUCAUGGGCAUUGCUUCUACAGAUGAGAGAGCCAAGGCCCUCAACACGUGUGUCUCCCAUAUCUGUUGCAUCCUGGUUUUCUAUGUUACUGUGGUUGGUUUGACAUUUAUUCACAGGUUUGGAAAGCACGUUCCUCAUGUGGUCCAUAUCACAAUGAGCUACAUCUACUUCCUUUUCCCCCCUUUUAUGAACCCUGUCAUCUAUAGCAUUAAGACCAAACAGAUUCAGAGUGGUUUGCUUCGCUUAUUCUCCCUGCCUUGUUCUAGAACAUGA
Messenger RNA from Psammomys obesus (fat sand rat), 963 nucleotides. Its product is annotated as olfactory receptor 51B6. NCBI's taxonomy places the organism in Eukaryota, Metazoa, Chordata, Mammalia, Rodentia, Muridae. The record is from RefSeq and is a predicted model, not a curated record. Gene Ontology annotation, molecular function: G protein-coupled receptor activity; olfactory receptor activity. Gene Ontology annotation, cellular component: membrane. The transcript has a single exon. Gene Ontology annotation, biological process: G protein-coupled receptor signaling pathway. Bases 1 to 963 code for a protein of 320 amino acids.